Molecule: messenger RNA, 842 nt
Organism: Solanum stenotomum
Lineage: Eukaryota; Viridiplantae; Streptophyta; Magnoliopsida; Solanales; Solanaceae
Product: geraniol 8-hydroxylase-like
Exons: 2
Coding region: 111-827 (238 amino acids)
Molecular function (GO): heme binding; oxidoreductase activity, acting on paired donors, with incorporation or reduction of molecular oxygen; monooxygenase activity
Source: RefSeq, a predicted model, not a curated record
AAAGAGUUGCACCAGGUCCCUUUCCUUUGCCAAUCAUUGGAAAUCUUCAUUUGAUUGGUGAUAAACCCCACAUAUCACUUACCCAACUCGCAAAAAAAUAUGGCCCAAUUAUGAAUCUCAAAUUGGGACAAAUAAACGCAGUGAUCAUUUCGUCGUCCCUCUGGGCAAAAGAAGUGAUGCAAAAGCAAGAUUUAGCCUUUUCUAAUAGGUUUGUUAUUGACGCUCUCCGUGCCUGCAAUCACAAUGAUUUCUCAGUUAUAUGGUUACCUGUCAACAAUUCUCAGUGGAGAACGCUUCGUAAGAUUAUGAACUCUCACAUCUUCUCAGGAAACAAGCUAGACGCUAACGAGCAUGUGAGGACAAAAAAGAUCCAGGAGUUGAUUGAUUACUGUCACAAAAGUAGCAAAGUUGGUGAAGCAGUGGAUAUCGGCAGAGCAGCUUUUAGAACUUCCUUAAAUUUGUUGUCCAACACCAUUUUCUCUAAAGAUUUGACUGAUCCAUUUUCCGAUUCUGCUAAGGAAUUUAAAGAAUUGGUGUGGAAGAUCAUGGUUGAAGUUGGUAAACCCAAUUUGGUGGACUAUUUCCCCUUUCUUAAAAAGAUUGAUCCACAAGGUAUAAGACGAAGCUUAACUGAUUAUUUUACUAAAAUUCUUCACCUUAUGAGUGAUUUGAUCGAUGAGCGGCUAAAGGAAAGGGAAUUGGGAAAUCGUGAAAAUGUUGAUGUGUUAGAUGCCCUUCUCGACAUUAGCCCUGGUGAAAUUGACAGAAAUCAAAUCGAGCAACUGUGUUUGGUUAGUUUAUUCUCUACUCCUACUUCUCCUAUUUAAAUAAACUUUAUGUUC